AAAUCACAAGAAAGCCAACCGGCCCCAUGUUGAAUCUUGGCCUUUCUCUCGUCCCAUUUCUCAUCGGUAUCCCUUUAUAUUCUUUCUAAUCGUCACCUACCUUUGUACGCACACUCACCUUAUAAACGACACUCAAAAUACCGUCUUUUUCUCUUCUCCACUAAAAAAACACUCUUAACAUGGCUUCUUUCUUCUGUUCAACCAAAUUCUUUCUACUCCUCUUUUUCGUAUCAGCAAUUCCUACUGCUUUCAUCAUCCACCUCGAAAAUUCCGCCCCCGCAACCCACGUCUAUCAUUACCACAGCACCGGCUGGUUACGUGAGUGUGCCAAAUGGGACGAUUUAAACCGCCGGUUCAUUGUCAGCUUCUUUGAAGGUGGUUUAGGUGUGAUUCCGGUCGAUGCCGACUACUCUCCGGGUAACGUGUUACAGGAAAUUCCGGUCGUGAAGGACGUUGACUUGACCGGCAAUGCGUCGCUCGGUUUAGCUAUAGACCGGGAAAGGAACCGGGUUCUGGUUGCUGUAGCUAAUGUAUUUGGCAAUCGCUAUAGCGCUUUGGCUGCCUAUGAUUUGACGUCGUGGAACCGGAUUUUUCUCACCAAACUUAGUGGGCCAGAGGAUGAGAAAGCAUUUGCGGAUGAUGUGGUGGUCGAUACAGAGGGAAAUGCAUACAUUACAGAUGCCAAAGCAAAUAAGAUAUGGAAGGUGGGCGUGAAUGGAGAACUUAAAUAUACAAUCAAGAACCCCAUAUUUACUCCUAAAGAGUGGUACAAUAAGCUAGUUGGACUAAAUGGAAUAGUUUAUCAUCCAAAUGGAUACUUACUGGUGGCUCAUACAUUCUCGGGCAAUUUGUACAAGAUUGAAAUAGCAAAGCAUGACGAAGUAAAGCUAGUGAAGAUAAAUGGUGGAUCAUUGAAAUUUGGUGAUGGCAUAGAACUGUUGUCUUCGACAAAGCUAGUCGUUGCUGGAAAUCCAACGAGGUUAGUUGAGAGUUCUGAUGAUUGGGAGAGUUGUAGUAUUGUGGGGAAGGCCAAAGGGGCUAUUCAUCGUUUAACUACAGCAGCAACUGUGAAGGAAGGGACUGUUUAUCUUAACCAUAUGAUUGGUUUGGGAUACCCUAGGAAAAAACAUGUUCUUGUUGAGGCUGUUUUUUCUGCUUAAUUUUGCCAACCACAAACUCAAGCCAUCCUUUUUAAUUUGUGUGUGAGAGUAAACUUUUUACGAGGUAAUUUCCAGCUACUGAUUAUGGACCUCAGGCAAGAACUAUCAAUCUUAUUUUGUAGAAUACACCGCAUUUAUUUUAUUACAGCAUCACUUAGUUGCAACAAUUCAAAUGCCGCA
This is a messenger RNA of Nicotiana attenuata, 1340 nucleotides long. RefSeq lists its product as uncharacterized. The record is from RefSeq and is a predicted model, not a curated record. The transcript has 2 exons. The coding region runs from base 180 to 1160 and encodes 326 amino acids. NCBI's taxonomy places the organism in Eukaryota, Viridiplantae, Streptophyta, Magnoliopsida, Solanales, Solanaceae. Gene Ontology annotation, cellular component: endoplasmic reticulum.